Molecule: messenger RNA, 1885 nt
Organism: Mucor mucedo
Lineage: Eukaryota; Fungi; Mucoromycota; Mucoromycetes; Mucorales; Mucoraceae
Exons: 2
Coding region: 295-1548 (417 amino acids)
Cellular component (GO): nucleus
Source: RefSeq, a predicted model, not a curated record
CCUCAGUGCUUAUUAAUGACAGCCAUCUUCAAAUCAUGAUCAAAUCAUAUGCUCUGUAAUCAUCAAUUUCUCGUUAUUUUCACAUCAUCAUCAUCACCAUUCGAUAGGUUUCUAUAGCAUGUAAUUGGAUACAGAGAAAUCAACUCCCCUCCUUCUUUUACGAAAACUGAACGGAAGGGCCACGUAUCAAUUUCCAACUCCAGCUUCUUUUAAACACAGCGUUGCCAUGGUGACCAGAAAAAGAGCGUCACAGCAAAAGUCCUUUGCCACAUCUUCCCCCACAGAGUACAAACUAUGCCUUUUUUUUUUAUAAAGAGUAGAUCAAACAUGAGCGGAUUAUACGCAUCACCUUUUACUUACAACGAGGAUAUGCAGCUGUUCCUCAGCAACAGCAAUAACAGUAAUGAUCUGGGAUCUCCAUUGAUGAGUACCCCCUUCUUGGAGUCCUCUCAAGCAGCAUCCCCUUUUGCGGAUCCCAUUGGUGAUAGAUCACCUUAUGCGAUGUUUGCGUCUUUCUCGGAGAGUCCAACCUUCUCCACCUAUACCACCUCCUCCGCUAUCACCACCUCCUCCGCCAUCACCUCCUCCUCCACCACCACCACCAACGCCGCCGCCAGAUCCACUCUCGCCGCCUUCCAUCGAGGUGGUUAUUACCAACAGCCAGCCACCAAUGACAUCUUCAUUGCUGGUUACCUUGACAAGCCUGAUUUCUAUCAGCAACCAUCACAAAAGCAAGAACAAAUGGCUGUCAAAAACUUCAAUGGGGAUCAAACACUUUUGAUCAUUGACAAAUCCAAACUCCCCGCUCCUGUUGCCACCACCAUCAUUCCUGCCCCACCAUUGACCGUUUUCGGCGGUGUGGCUGCUACUGCUACUGCGGUUAAAUCGGAGUCUAAACUCGUGUCGCCUACAAUGCGAUUAAAUACAAUUACAGAAGAAGACUUGGAUACUUUCUUGUUCCCUCCUUUAACAAGUUCCCAAGAGUCUUUCUUUGACUCAAGUUACGAAAUGAAUACCCGGGAAGAAGAUGAUCGUUCUUUGGAUGAGUUGCUUGGUUAUACCGAUUCUCCUCUCAGCCAACCCAUGGAGGAUGAAGAAGAUGAAGAAGCCCGAAAGGAAGAAUCCAAGCAAGAAUCCAAGCAAGAAACAACAACAACCAGCAGCAGUAGCAGCAACAACAACAAGAACAGCAAGCGAAAGCGCUCUUCCUCUUCUGAAGAAGAAGUGGCUCCCCAGAAGAAAAAGCGCCAGAACAAAGAUAAAAAGAAGUUCCAGUGUGAGAUUUGUGGUCUUGUGUCGAAACGCAAAUAUAAUUUAACAACCCAUAUCAAGACGCAUGACAAGAACCGAGUUAAGGAUUUCAGCUGUAACCAAUGUGCCAAGAGUUUCGAUCGCCGUCAUGACAGAGACCGUCAUUUGGCUACCGUUCAUCGCCAUGAACGCUCCUUUGCUUGUCGUCACUGCAAGUCUCACUUUAGUCGUGGUGAUGCUCUGAACCGUCACUUGGUCGCCAAGCAUGAUUAUGAUGAACAUGACUUUGAAGACUAAUUCUUCUCACUAAUACAUAUGACAACAUCCACUUCUAUUUUAUCUCUCUCUAUGUUUCUCUCUCUUUCUUCUUGAACACACACAUAUAUACACACACACACACAGAAAACAGUUGGUUUGAAAAAAAAAAAAAAAAGAAAAGAAAAAAAAGAACACACUCAUCUUUUUUUUGCUUUUGCUUUUUUAUAUACAUACAUAUGAAUAACACUGUAUAUCACUACAAGAGACGUUAUCGUCCUUUUCUAUUAAUAUUUAACUUAUUCCCCCCCAUCCCACCCCACUCUCCCCAUUUUUUUUUUUAUGUCAUCAUAAUAUACAAAUAAAAAAAUGGCCUUUA